This is a messenger RNA of Plectropomus leopardus (leopard coralgrouper), 2651 nucleotides long. RefSeq lists its product as uncharacterized. The record is from RefSeq and is a predicted model, not a curated record. Gene Ontology annotation, molecular function: RNA polymerase II cis-regulatory region sequence-specific DNA binding; DNA-binding transcription factor activity, RNA polymerase II-specific. NCBI's taxonomy places the organism in Eukaryota, Metazoa, Chordata, Actinopteri, Perciformes, Serranidae. Gene Ontology annotation, biological process: regulation of transcription by RNA polymerase II. Gene Ontology annotation, cellular component: transcription regulator complex; chromatin; PcG protein complex.
CUCGCACACACCCACUUUUUUUCCACAUAUACUUUGAAGCUUGCACAAACCAUCUGGAGAGCUGUCCACAGCGGCAGCCGCUCGGUCCAUCAUGGCCAAGUCGAGUGAUCUGAAAAUAUUCUUGGAGUCCUCUCUGAAUGAGAUCUUUAAAGCCACAGUGAGCGACAUCCUGGACUCAGUGGACCGGACCCUGUCCGAGUACCAGGGCACAAUACGGAGGAUCGAGUCCGAAAACGAGGGCCUGAAGCGGCUGCUGUUUGCACGGAAGAGCACCGACUCUGCUGCCAGAGACAUUGCUGAACGAGAUGCGACUGAAAAGUUCUCGGCUUCAGAGUGGAAUAAUCAUCCCAUCAUCUCCACCCAGAGCACAUUCAAGGUGUCCAUAUGCAGCAGCGACAAGAAGAGCCUAAAGAGGAAGCAGAAAGACAAGAUGAGGGACAGCACAUCCUCCUCCUCAUUUUUACUGCAGACUGAUCAGAUGGCAGAAACACCACAUGUGAACCCAGCAGAGGCAGGCCUGUCCACCCCUAACUUAAUAUCAGUGAAGACAGAGCCUGGCCUGGAUGAGAACAGUGCUAUUGACCUUUCGCAGCCUCCUUCUCUUCUCAAUCUGACAAUGAAGCCUAUAAAGAAUGAGGUCAGUUUUGACAGUCAUGAUGCAUUUGAACCUCUGCCACCAUCUACAGGCCUCGAACAAGACUCCAGAGGCAGCGACAGUGAGGUUAAGGUCACCAUUGUUUCGGACACUUACAUGCAGGAUGGACAGUUCAUUAAAACGGAGGAGGAGGAGCAGAAUGGGGUGUUGGAGUACGGUGACAAUGACUGUUUUUCCAAGCAAGAGUUGAAGCAUGUCUUGAAAUAUUACCCUGAAUCAGAAAUAAAUCCUGAGCCAGCGAGCAGACAGGAAGAAGAGCCAGAAGUAGCGCCGCACGAGGAAAAUGCUGCUGCUCCUGCAGAUGAGUUUUUGGAGAUCCGUGACAACUUUUUGCGCUGUCCCUCUUGCCCAAAAACAUUCAGUCGAGCUGCUUCGCUCAACAUCCACAUCAAGACACACAGCGCUGAGAAAGCCCACACCUGCAGCUACUGUGGCAAGCGUUUCGGCCGGGCCGAUCUCCUCAAAUCCCACAAGCGCACCCACACAGGAGAAAGACCCUACAGCUGCAACAUGUGCAGCAAAACAUACGCUCAUCCCAGUCAGCUUCGGAUACACAAACGCGUUCACACUGGAGAGAAGCCGUAUUCCUGCUCCCACUGCGGGAAGUGCUUCAAUGAGCACAACCAGCUCAAAGUCCACCUGCGGACUCACACGGGGGAGAGGCCUUACAGCUGCAAUGAGUGCGGAAAAACGUUUAGCAACGCAGGCAAUCUGCGUAUUCACGAGAGGAUCCACACAGGUGAGAAGCCAUACUGCUGCGCUCAGUGUGGGAAAAGAUUCAACGGCUUGGGCGACCUCAAAACACACUACAGGAUUCACACUGGAGAAAGGCCGUACAGCUGCGAGCUGUGCAAGAAGACAUUCAGCCAGGCGGGACACCUUACCAUACACAUGCGGAUGCACACGGGAGAGAGACCGUACAGCUGCAACGAGUGCGGCAAGAAGUUCACGGUGGCCAGCAGCCUUAAGCUGCACCAGAGGACUCACACAGGAGAGAAGGAGUACAGCUGCUCGUACUGCAACAAGAGCUUCAGCAGGUCGGGUCACCUGAAGAGACACGAGCUGGUCCACACCAAAGAGAAGGUCUUCCUGUGCAGCCAGUGUGGGAAGACCUACACCGAUCAGUCCUCGCUGAAAAAGCACCUGAAGAUGCACGCGGCCAAGGAGCAGAAGGCUCAGAGCGAGGGGAGCACCAACGAGGCUGAAACAAACUGGCCGUCAGCCUCGGAGACAAUCUCAGACACUGAUAGAAAUUAGAACCAAAUUCUAAGGUGAUAAGUAAUAUAAAAGCUGAGAACGAGUGCAGUAUGUGUAAAUCAAGGCAAGCCUAUUAGCCAUUUCAGAAAAACACCUGAAAUGGCUGCAGCUUAGAUCAGCAGGAUAUUACAAACUGUUGUGCAGUAUUUUUGGUGUCUACAAAGCUUUCAUAUGUUUCUCAAAUGGGACUUCUUGGAUUGUAUUUCAUCGUUUCCCUGCUACCUUAAACAACAUGCAGCCUCCUGCUCUGUUUGAAAGCAUGGUUGUUUUUGGUUCGCUAAGGUUUCGUGCUGUGGUUGAAAGCUCCAGAAAAAGCUAGCAAGUGGAGCUUAAGUUAAAGGAAAACUUCACCACCAAAAUAAUCAUUUAUCUAUUACUUAUCCUAUAUUAUGUUGUAUCAGUGAUAGAAACUGUCCUUCCCCCAUGCCUUCAGGGAUAGAAGAAUCCAAAAUGGAAAAAAUUCUCCACGUAUGAUGGAGGCAGAGGUAGACCGGCAGCUUCUGUGUUCAGUGAGGGAAAUGACUGCUUUUGUCAGAGGAGUCUGGCUUUAAAGAGAGCACAGUUUAGGUCUCACUUUUAGUUCAGUUGUCUGCUGCAUUGGCUGUUUGUUUGGCAUAUACUGAUCAUACCCCUGGAUAAAUGAGACUUGGAUUAUACUGCACAAGUAUAUUUUUGAUGUUGUCAGACACGUACCCCUAUUACCCCAAUUCAUCAGUAAUUUUCUCUGUUGUCGGAUGCU